UUCUGGGCGGAGGGAAGAUGGUGGUGGGUCGUUGGAAGCGGCUCGGCUUUCAGUUACUGCUCGCCGGCUACUUCUUGCGCUGGUGCGCGGCGGCAGCUGAGAAGGUGGCGUUGGUGGACGUUUUGCUGAUGGAUUCUCAGAGAGGCUGGUCCGCAGAGUUCGGCUUCAAAUCGGGCAGCAACUACCGUCUGCAGGGCACCGUGUUAGCGCUUGGCAGCGGGUCUGACAGCCCCGGCCAAGGUAACGGGGGACUGGGCGCCUUUCCCAAACAUAACCAGGACAGCUUAGAAGGCAGCUUAAUAUUAGUUAAAGAUGAACCAUUGGACAUCCAGCCGAACAAAGGAGAGAAAUGGAUUGGAGUUGUUUCUGUUGAUGAAGACCAGGUUGAAAAAAAAGGAAGCAGCAAGCAGGAAUCAUUUGCUGCCGCAGUUAUUAGUAAGAUGAAAAGAGCCCUUGUUUUGGGAGCAUCAGCCCUGUUUAUUUUGGUUUUAAAUCAAAAUACCUUCACUGAGAUGGAUGUCUCUCAAGUGCUUUCUAAACCCGUGGUUGUAAUGCAAAGCUCUGAAAAUGUAACCAAACUUCUGGGAGCCUUAUUAAGUGGUCUUCGUGCAUCUGCCAAAAUAACUUUUAAAAGCAUAAUUCAGAAUGAUCUGGGAGCAACAUUAACACUGUGGUCAACCUGUGGGCGUUCACGAGGUGGACUGUAUGGGGAAUGGCAAGGAGUGAUUUGUACAGGAGAGAACAGCUCUCAGGUUCAGAAAUACCUGCAUCAGCUGUGGAACACUGUCCUAUUGGUGGGUUUAAUCUUGUGUACUGGAGUCAUUGUACAAGCCCAGUGGCAAUAUAGACACUAUGAAUCAAGCACUGAAGACUUGGAGAUGAGCUUGAAGCAACAAAUAUUAAAGCAGCUAUCAGCAUUGAAAACAAGGAAAUAUUUUCCAAACAAAAGACAGAAAACACAGUCACACGAAUGUGAGAAUUGUGCAGUGUGCUUGGAAGAAUUCCAUAAAAAUCAGUGUUUACGAGUACUACCUUGUCUACAUGAGUUUCACAGGGACUGUGUUGAUCCUUGGCUGCUACUUCAACAGACUUGCCCCCUGUGUAAGCGAAAUGUACUAGGUGAUCCAUGUGGGAACAGCUGACUUUAUUCUUCAUUGAAGAGAAGGAAAAGCAGGAAACUACCUUGACUCCAUUUACAUAAACGAUUUGAGACUUUUUAUAUUGCACUUUAUUUGUGUUAUUCUGCACAGCCAAUUAAAUUUGUGGGAAUCAAGUGGACAUGAAGUUAAAAUUCAGAGCGAGAUAUUUCUUGGUUUGUUGACUUGCACAAACAUGAUGUGAAGUAUACCAGCCAUAAUAAAUCUGUGAUGCAAAGGUGACCUGUUUUGGGGUUAUUCAGGAAAAAGGAGUUAGUGUACUUUUGUGGUUAAAUUUUUAGAGGACUGUACAUAUUCAGUGGCCUGCGAUAUAUCCAUGCUAAAAGUAGUGAUGCUCAUUCUGCCCUUUUAUUUUGUAUAUUUAUUCUUUAUAGCUAUUUUCAUAUUGCAAAAAUGCACUGCUGAGAUUUACUUGUGUGUAUUAAUAAAUCGCCAGUGGGUAAUGUUAGAGAAGAACAUAUCCAUCUAACUGUGUCCUUACAGACAGAUGAUGGACAAAUUAAAACUUUCCAAAGCUUUUAGUGGUUUGAGAACCAAGUUUGUGGUUUAAUUGUUGGUGUAUCCAAGAGUUAAUUCUAAAUAACUAGUUUAGUAUCCCCUGACAAAAUUGUAUGUUGUUAUUUGCAAUCUUCAAAAGAAAAGAGUCAAAUUACUGAGAAGCUUGUGGUUUACCAUCCAAGCCUGUAAAGUUUACCAUCCAAUCAAAAAAAAAUCUUAUUAACUUCCUCAUUGGAAUGAAUGGUAGCUUACUGCUGUAAAAUGAUCAGGUAUUGUAGAAAUACAAUUAGAGUAAGCUGUAUGGCCAUCAUUACCUGCAUUCAAAAAAAUACAGGUUCACCUGCAGAAGUUGCUCUGAGGUUUCUCUAGCAGCUGAUAAAAUGGAUAUGGAGUUUGUGGAGUAUUCCAAAUCUGCCCAACUAUUUCCCAGAAAGGGUUAAAAAUAUCCUGUAAUAAUGGAAAGCAUGCAUUUAGACUAGAAAAUACACAUUCCCAAAUUUUGCAAUGUAACAUGCUCUUAUAUUGUGAGCAGAGGCUUGAACAAGUUGAUGAUUGUGAUAACAAAAUGUUACAUUUUCUUUCUUGUUACCUGCAAAGUACCUGAACUCAAACAUUCAGUGCCUCUCAAUAUGUAUAUUCUUCACUUCCUCAUUUUGUGUAAUGUACUGCUUCUGAUUCUCCAGAUUUUCGGUACACUUACAUUUUGUGGUAAUCUACCCUUGUGUACACUAAAUGCAGUUAGGAGAUCAGAGAAUAGUGAUCAGUGAGGAGAUCAGAAAAUCAAUUUUAGUGGAAUAGAGGAGAUUUCAGAGUUGCAGAUUCAAAUAUUUAAAAUGCCAAAUGGCAUGGAUAAUGUAGCAAAGGAUAAGAAUGCAGAUUCAAUAUGUAAAUUGAGACCACAAAAGGGAUUAUUGAUUGUUGAUUUCAUUUAAAAAUCCCAUAAACUAUCUGUAAGUGAGUUAAAAGGAUGAUAAAUGAAAACUAUUAUUUCUCACUCAUUAAAUGGAACUAUUCUCUGCUACUACACUAUUCUAUUUAUAGUCUUCCUUUUCAAAUAUUUACCCAGUUCAUAAUGAAGUGAAGUGACCAGAUUGCACACAACUUGAGUUCAUCACCUGCAGGGAGUUCCCAACAUUUUCGUGAUGUCACUGCCAAGGCUGUACCACUAGGCAGAAAAGUCUGUGAAUGGGUAUGUGACAGCCAAACCUGGGGCCCUUUCCCUGCAUCACCCUGAAAGUCUUCUGACAGCUUGUGCUGUCAAAAGGUCUUAUCCACUCUUUCUGAUCAACAGAGACAUUUAUUGAAAUGCACUUAAAUAAAAAUUAAGAUCUGAAUAAAUUGCAAUAUAAAAAUUCAUCUAAAAAUGCAUUUAAUGAACUGCACGCAGUAGCACAGCAGUUAGUGCUGUUGCCUCAUGGCUCCAGAGACCUGGGUUUCGCCUGACCUUGGGGUUCCAUCGCUGGAAUUUGCAUGUUCUCCUGUGGGUUUUCUCCCACAUGGCAAAGACAUGCUAGGUGGUAAAUUAAUUGGCUACUAUAAAUUACCCCUGGUAUGGUGGGUGUCAGGAUUGAUGUAGAUGAGUGUUUGAUGUCAGUGCAAACCUGGUGGGCCAAAGAGCUUGUGUCCAUAUUGUAUGACAUAAAUUUAAAAAAAAGAAAAACCCAAAAUACAUUGUCCUUUUCUAUCCAGGUUGGAGAUCCCAUAUGGUUGAAUGAGGCUGUGCAGAUGUGUCAGCUGUGGGUGGCACGAAGCUGUGGGACCAGAUAAAAAUAUAUUCUACCCCUCAGCUUGCCACUGACACAGUGCUGAGGCCAUAGGUACAGAAGGGAGGUUGGAUUAGCCAGCAGAGCAUUGACCUAUGUACUGCAGUUGGUCAGCAGUUGUCUACAGAAAUGCUGGCUAGCCAUUAGUGCACUCCAGCCCAUUGUACCUGCCAUCAGUAGCUUUUGACUUUAUUUGUACUUUGUGCAUGAAAAUAAACCCAUAGAUUUUGUGAUUUUUUUCUUUCAGGUUUAAGAAAAACCAGAACAAUUGUUUGAUUAUUCACCCUGAAGACAUUUCAUAAUUUUACAAACCUCCAUCAGAUCCUCACGAGCAGGCACUACAUUUUGUACCUUUCUCUGUAUGUAGUUUAUUUGUUAUUGCUCUGCUGACUAUUUGUGUUACUUUCUUCAUGUCUUUGAUGUUCUUCAAUAUUAGAUGUCCAUGCUGUGUGUAAUACUCCCCCACGUAUAAAGCCUAAAAUAAAGUUUCUUCCUUAUCUUUUA
Pristis pectinata (smalltooth sawfish) is the source of this 3922-nucleotide messenger RNA. RefSeq names its product ring finger protein 215 (gene rnf215). The record is from RefSeq and is a predicted model, not a curated record. The transcript has 10 exons. Gene Ontology annotation, biological process: negative regulation of canonical Wnt signaling pathway; Wnt receptor catabolic process; ubiquitin-dependent protein catabolic process. Bases 18 to 1142 code for a protein of 374 amino acids. Gene Ontology annotation, molecular function: frizzled binding; ubiquitin protein ligase activity. NCBI's taxonomy places the organism in Eukaryota, Metazoa, Chordata, Chondrichthyes, Rhinopristiformes, Pristidae.